Messenger RNA from Pieris napi, 757 nucleotides. RefSeq names its product zinc finger matrin-type protein 5. The record is from RefSeq and is a predicted model, not a curated record. NCBI's taxonomy places the organism in Eukaryota, Metazoa, Arthropoda, Insecta, Lepidoptera, Pieridae. Bases 225 to 740 code for a protein of 171 amino acids. The transcript has 3 exons. Gene Ontology annotation, cellular component: U12-type spliceosomal complex. Gene Ontology annotation, molecular function: zinc ion binding.
UUUAAUAGUCUGUUAUAAUAAGCUAUAAAGGAAAAUAUUUCUUUUUAUGAUAUUUUACCUUCAAUAACGUUAAUAUUGUGUUUGUAUUUUGUAUUUUAAGUCCUAAACUUUAUUUAAACUAUUGAAUUUAAUUUUUCUUAGUAUUAUUAAUAAUUUUUUUAUCAUAACCAUCUUGAUUAUGUAGCGUUCUUUAUAAUUUAAAUUUGUUAAUCUUUCCUUGCAUCAUGGGAAAGAGGUACCAUUGUGAGUAUUGUGAUAAAACUUUAGUAGCAGCACCAUCGACUAUCAGGACGCACAACAAUGGAUCCGUACACCAAAAACUCGUAAACGAUCAUUACCAACAGUUUAAAGACCCUGAGACGAUACUAGAAGAAGAAAGCUCAAAGAGACCUUGCACUAGAUAUAUUACAAGCCAGUGUCCUUUUGGCAGCAUAUGUAGAUAUUCACAUUACACUCCAGAGGAAAUAAAUAAUUUAAAAUAUUAUGUUGCUGAAAAGAAAAAAUUACAAACAAAAAAUCCAGUAUCAUUUGGGGAUAUAUAUGAAAAAUUUAUAGUUGACAAUACCACACAAGUUACCACAAAGGAAAAUGAAAGUGUAAUUUAUGAUUCAAAUGGAUACACACAUAUUUUGCCAUGGGCAUAUAACCCUAUUUUUGACAAUUACAGUGAUUUGCCACCAAGUAUAAAGCGGUUAAAAAUGUCUGAUUUUGACAAUAGCAAUAUUGUGACAUGGGGUUAAUAUAUAUUUCACAUAAA